Gossypium raimondii (Peruvian cotton) is the source of this 1226-nucleotide messenger RNA. Its product is annotated as probable pectinesterase 67. The coding region runs from base 10 to 1077 and encodes 355 amino acids. The transcript has 5 exons. Gene Ontology annotation, biological process: cell wall modification. The record is from RefSeq and is a predicted model, not a curated record. NCBI's taxonomy places the organism in Eukaryota, Viridiplantae, Streptophyta, Magnoliopsida, Malvales, Malvaceae. Gene Ontology annotation, molecular function: pectinesterase activity.
UAAAGGCUCAUGCAAUCUCCUCCUCUUCCCCUCAAAGCAUUCCAAAAUAUGUCUCCAAUAAACCUUGCAUUUGCUUCUCUAUUGAUCGUCGCGAUCUAUUUCCCGUGUUUCGCCAACGGCGAUGAUAAGGACCCCGUGACCGUCCUCGAUGCCCCUUUCUUGACGAAGAAAAUCAACAGCAAUGUGACGAUCAAAGUUGAUAUCAACGGCAAAGGGGACUACACGUCGAUCCAAGAAGCAAUCAAUGCCGUCCCGAAAGGGAAUUCUAAAUGGGUUGUUAUCCAUGUCAAGAAAGGGAUUUAUAGAGAAAAGGUUCAUAUACCAAAAGAUAAACGGUAUAUCUUCAUGAGAGGCAAUGGGAGGGGAAGGACCGCUAUUAUAUGGUCCUUGAGUUCCGUCGAUAAUAAGGCCUCCGCCACAUUUACCGUCGAAGCCAAGCAUUUCGUCGCCUUCGGAAUUAGCUUCAAGAAUGAGGCACCUACUGGUGUUGCGUAUACAUCUCAAAAUCAGUCAGUGGCGGUAUUUGUGGGUGCAGAUAGGGUUGCAUUUUACCAUUGUGCUUUCUUUAGCACCCACAACACAUUGUUCGAUUACAAAGGCCGACAUUACUACCAUAAUUGCUACAUCCAAGGCUCGAUUGAUUUCAUUUUUGGCCGCGGAAGGUCGUUGUUCCACAAUUGCGAGAUCUUCGUCUUGCAAGACAAGAGGAUUGCGAUCCACGGAUCGAUUACCGCUCAAAACAGGGCACACCAAGAGGACCACAGCGGAUUCGUGUUCGUCAAAGGCAAGGUUUAUGGCAUCGGAGGUGUUUAUUUAGGAAGGGCUAAAGGAAAAUAUUCGACCGUGGUCUUCGCACAAACAUACUUGUCCAGGACAAUCGUCCCCGCAGGAUGGACCGACUGGAGCUACCGCGGUGGCCCUGAUCAUCUGUUCCAUGCCGAAUACAAGUGUCACGGUCCGGGAGCCGAUACAUUCGGGAGAGUUCAUUGGGCGAAACAAUUGACGGACGAGGAAGCUAAGUACUGGACUUCCAUUGAGUUCAUCAAUGGCAACGUUUGGCUUCCUGCAUGGCUUUGAACAGAAGAUACAUAUUUUGCAAUGAGGGGAAAAUUUAUGGAAUUAGUUUAUUUAAAAAAAAAAUUGAUUUGUAUUGUAUGAGAGGAGAACUUUGGAUGCAUUCAAUGUAUAGUUUCAUAAGAUCUAAUGAAAAUGAAUAAUACCAUUUC